CGUUGUUCGUAGGUUCGUGCAUCGGUUCGUACGUUGCAUAUGCUCUUUGAUACUAGAGGCUCAGGAUAUUACUGAUUUAGGCUCUCUGAAUCAAGCAGCAAAGAUCUUUAUUCUAGGAACUAAAAUAUGAGUUACAGGACUAAAAGAACAUUGGUAGCUAUUGACGAAGGGUCGAGCAUUGCUGCAUCCAAGUCCCCAAAAUCUUCUGAUCCAUCCACCCAAAACUGGGGACCGUUCAGUCCUCCAACACUUGGAGUGUCACAGACAUUUGGGACGGUAUCACAACCCAUUAAGCAACCAGUAGCUGCUAAAAAAACCAUGGUUGCACCACAAUCAUCCUUGCCUCGGCCUACUUCCAUGGUUUCAAAGCCACAACUGAAGGCAUUAUCAAAACCAUCCUUUACCCAGACAAAACCAUCCUCUAACCCAUUACAACAACCAAUUCCGCCCACUCUUACAGGAACAACACAAAGUAGAUGGUAUAAAGGACCUACGUUUCCCAAUCUGACUGAAAUUGCAACACAAAAAGCGUCAACACCGAAUCCACACCAGCCUACUAUGCAGCCUGUGUUGCAGCCUUUCAAAGCUACCUUGCAGCCUUCUUUGCAGCCUUUCAAAGCUUCCCAACAGCCUCAAACAACUACCAAUCAGCCUCAAAAAGCUACCCAUCAGCUUCACAAAGCUACACAACAGCCUCAAAAAGCUACACAACAGCCGGUAUCUUCUUUUACAAGUGUCAAACCACAUUUAGAGAAAAGAGCAUUUGUUGCACCUUUGGGAGCAACAAAACAUGUGAUGUCACAAUCUCCUACACCACCAGACACCAUGGCAAUGAAAAAGAGAACCGGGAAGCAAGAAGGUCAGUUGCCUCCAACAUACAUGCAUGUGAGUGAGAAUGCAUUUCAACCUCUGCGAUCUCCUCCAUCCAAUCAGGUUGAGAGUGAAGUUAUGCCAAACUACAACUGGGACGAAUUUGAAGAAUCGGCUUCUGAGAGUGAAAAUGAAUUUGAUCAAGGAGAAGGAAGUGAUACUGCUGUGAAGAAAGCAACACUUCGACAUCGAAUCAUUAUUCCAAAUUGGCCAGAAUCGAGGGAGUUUGAUGAGAAGGUGGAGGCUAUAGCUAUAGAUGCUGAUGGAAUACGACAUCUGGUAAAGGGACCAGUUCUGCCUCGAGACGUUUGGCAUGAUGCAAAGGGGUUCAGAUACAUUGUCAAGCUCAAUGAAUUCAACCAACCUAUUCGAAAAGGUGGGAAGAUCCUUGUGAGCUUCCUUGGAGAUAUUGCAAAAAAUGAUUCACUUUGUCCAGUGGGAGUCCCAAGUUGGCGUGCUGUGAACAAUCAGUUAAAAACUAAUGUUGUUACAAUGAUUCGGAAACAUUUUGUGUUACCUGAUGGACCUCUAGUUAACAAGGCACUAGUGAUGCGUAUUGACAAACCAUGGAACAAUCAUCGAUACAAAUUGAAGAGGGAUUUUUUCGAUCCAGUGAAUAAAUCUCGAGAAGAGAACUAUGCCAACGUGCCUGAUGGAGUGUCCACUAGGAGUUGGACGGAAUUGGUAGAUUAUUGGCUUUUACCAGAGGCCAUGGAAAAAUCUGAAAUGGGAAAAAAUGCUCGAGCUUUACAAGGCAAUAAGCACAACAGUGGUGCUACAAGCUUUGCUAAUCGAAGAGUUGAUAUGAAAGAGAAGAAAGGAGUGUUUAGCGAAUUGGCAUUUUUCAAAUCAGUUUACGCCAAAGAAGAUGGAAGCUUUAAAGAGGGCACACUUCCUCAUCAAUUUGUGGAGGAUGCCAACAAAAAGGUCCAAGAAAAUCUUGCGAGUUCCUCUUCUUCAAAGCCCGUAAUUGAAAUUGAGAAUGCAGUCUUUAAUGAGCUCAUGUAUAAAGGUGAAGUACCUAAACGUCCUCUGAAUUAUGGAUUUGGAGUGAAGCAAAGCGACAUCUUUGGAGUGGAAGGUUUGCUGAGGAAAGAAGGGUCAAGCUAUGUUAACAACAAUGCUAUGGAAGUGGAGAACAUGAAAGGUGAAAUAUCAGUUGUCAAGAAGCAAAAUGAGGACCUUGCGCAACAAAAUCAAGUUCUAAACACCAAGUUUGAAGAAACAACACAAUCAUUUAAAAUGAUUGCUUCUUUUUUGGGACAAGUUAAUUUUGAAGGAAGUACGCAAAGGGAAUGUUUCAUCGAACCUUUUAGAUGGUGCGGAAUCAGCAAUAAAUAUGAUUACUGAUGAUUCUGGUGGCAAUGGUGACAACCAGGCCGAGAAAUGAGACUUUGACACUAUUGCCAAAUGCAAGAUUAUUGAUGAUUCAAGUGGUAAUAGUAAAUGUAGAUCAAGAGAUGAACAAGUUAUCUUGAAGCUAAGCUAGCAUAACGAUAUGUUUACUUGUUCGUAGUCAGGAAGUUGUUUUUAUUUAGUUUUGGACUAUCUUGUAGAAAAAAUGAUAAUGCUAGUUAGAAAGUUGUUU
This is a messenger RNA of Spinacia oleracea (spinach), 2458 nucleotides long. RefSeq lists its product as uncharacterized. The record is from RefSeq and is a predicted model, not a curated record. The transcript has 10 exons. Lineage: Eukaryota; Viridiplantae; Streptophyta; Magnoliopsida; Caryophyllales; Amaranthaceae. Bases 127 to 2220 code for a protein of 697 amino acids.